UAUAGACGGAACCCGUUGAGAAAAUGGCGUAGUUGGCGUCUCUUUAUUUCUGGGUUGAAAAUUGAUAUUGUUUUAUCAAAAUACUAGGCAGUUUGUUGUAUUUAGCAGUAUAGAGGUAAGCCAUGGUCGAUAAAGUAUUAUUGAAAUUUCAGUGUCAAGAUUCCAUUUUCGAACAUUAUUUCUUUAUACUUAAAUUGUGUAAGUGGAGUUGCCCCAUAUUUGGGGGGGAAUUUUUCUGCUGGUUUGGCGACCGGUUGAUGCAACUUUCCCGCCUGGAUUGUCAGUUCACAUAUGCAAGUCAUUGAAAAUCGUCAGAAUUAUUUUAAAAAAAAUAUCUACCUUAUUAACAUUCCACUUUGUAAAAAUAGCCUAAUAUAGGCAUAUUUUUAGAAAACGUAUCAAUCAUAUUCAUACUCAUACAUAGAAUAUCUGCCAUUUACUGAUUUACUAGGACUAGGUUUAUUUAGUGGUCUGAGGAUAAUCGCCCCCAACAGUACAGAGGUCCUCAACUUUGUUUUGUAAGGAGAAAUUUUGGCUAAUUUGGAGAGAUAGCACCUUGAUGUCAUUUGUGUGUUUUGUCCCACUCCCUGGUUCCAAUAGGAUCAAAACCCUGGUUCCGAUUCUGCAGAUAGGGUCAAUACCCAGGUUAAGGCUUAGGGAUACAUUUAGGACAUCAAAUUCAAUAGUAGAUCAUAAAACUGGUGUUGGCAAUGCAUGGGGGCCGACGAGUAUACUCAUUUCAAGAAAUAUGUGGGGGGGGGGGGGGCAAUGGAUAUUAGAAGGGAGAAAUACUGAAAGCGAGAGAGAGGAUAAUUAUGAGAGUGGGGGCGCUUAAUAAUGAAGGCAGGGAGGUCGAAAGUUCUAAAAGAAAAAGACCCUACAACUCAUUUCAAGAAAUAUGUGGGGGGGGGGGGAGCAAUGCAUUUUAGAAGGAAGAAAUACUGAAAGCGAGAGAGAGGAUAAUUAUGAUAGUGGGGUCGCUUAAUAAUGAAGGCAGGGAGGUCGAAAGUUCUCAAAGAAAUAGACCCUACAUCUUAAAGAGGGCCAUUAUAGGGUAAAUAGUGAGCUGUUGGGGUAGCCUACUUCUCGCGCAAGAUUAAUAGCCUAAAAUAAAACUUUUUUGACAGUAUAUCUAUUGAAAGUCAACUGGCAAGUAUUGGUCUUAUUUUCUUUGGUUCAUAUUUUAAAUUAAGGCUACGAGGUAGAGCUUUAUAAGAUAUUUAAACAAAGAUAAGACUUUUUAAAAAAAUUUUGCCGGCGACCUCUUGUCAUAUGAAAUGCCCGCUGGAAGAAUAUCUCCCUCACUAUUUAUCCGGUCACCGGACGUGUAGACACUGUCAAUUAACCCUCUGGAGACGGAGCCGUUUCGGGGUGUAUGUGCCAAAAAGACAGAGCAAUUUUUACGAGCUCGAGACUCGCAUUGCAAAAAAAUUUAUAAAAAAUAAACUAUUCCCUUAAUAUAUGUAAAACUAUAUAUAUUCUUGUAGGAAAUUGAAUGAACUAACACAAUCUUUAUGAAUCAAACUGACAUAUCAAAAUUUAUGCAAAUGAGGUACCCUUAUUUGCAUAAUUUAUGCAUGUAAUUUUUUGUUACACCUAGAACAAACAUGACUUACUUGUAUCAAUUGUGUGAAUUUUUUGAUGGAUGAAGCCUGAAUAAGUCCUAAUACUUAUUUUUUUGGGGAAAAGGGCCCAUGAAGGCCCUUCAGACACCUCUGGCACAUGGUUCUACUCUUUUCCCACCCCCACCCCCUAUUUUUCAGUUGUUACAGACAUACUGUAACAGGCCCCCAUUUAUAACCUAGGGACCUUCUCUUAAGGUGGUCCAUGGGUCAAAAAAAAAUUUUCUAUGUUUCUUAAAUUAAAAAUUUUUUUUUUAGUACAUACUAACUAUACACCAAUAGAAAGACAAAAAAACAUAGAAGUUUAUUUAAAAAAAAAUUUUUUUGACUUUUAUUGCAAAAAUUAUUUCUAAUUUUAUACAAAUAUUGACAGUUACGCAAAAUGUAUCAACACCCAAAAGAUUUAUCAACAUCAUAAUGAAACUUGGCACACUCAUUAAGAAUAGAGUUGUUAAAAAAAUUACAAAAGCUUUCUGCAUUACAGUUAUUGGAGCAUCUACAAAUGACAUAUUUGUGGAGUCACAUAAUUUUCUGGCAAAAUACCGGGGGUAGCAUAUGUAAAAAUAUAAUUUUAAAAGUUCUGUUGGACAGAUCUGAAAAAAGGAGAUGUCACUUUGUAGAUAAUAUCAAUGGUAAGAAGCAUGGAAAGUUUGAAGCCUGUAGCUGUUAUACUUUUCCUCCUGAUGCAAUUGGCAUUCCUAAAAAAUCUGAAAAACAUGAAGUUGAGAAAAACGAAAAAGAAGUCCAAAAAUGUUUUUUUUUAAAAAUUAAAGACGACAUGAACAAGAUAUAAUGCAUAAAACGUGUACAUAUACUAUUCAUAAAUGAAAAACCAAUAUAAAAAUACAGAUAUAAAAGAUAGAAAAUUAACAAAGUCAUAUUUUCAAACAUCAACCUCCCUGUCCCAAAUAAAAAGUGUAUAACAAUAAAAAAUAAUUAAAAUUUUUCUGUUGGACUGAUCCAGAGGAGGGAGAUGUCAUUAUGUAGAUAAUAUCAAUGGUAAAAAGCAUGGAAAGUGUGAAGCCUGUAUCUGUAAUACUUUUCUUCCUGAUACAUUUCGCGUCCAUGAAAAAUCUGAAAAAUGCAAAGUUGUGAAAAACGAAAAAUAAUUUUUUUUUAAUUAAAGACUACUUGAACAAUGUAGGAUGUAUAUACCAUGUACAAGAACCAUUCAUAAAAUUAAAAAACAAUAAAAAACACAGAUAUAAAACACAUAAAAUUAAUAAAGUCACGUUUUCAAAAUAACAACCCCCAUCCCAAAUAAAAUUAUAAUAAUAAUAAAAAUAAUUUUUAAAUCUCUGCUUGACAUAUCUAAAAGAAGGAGGUGUUAUUAUGUAGAUAAUAUCAAUGGUAAAAAGCAUGGAAAGUUUGAAGUCUGUAGCUAUAAUACUUUUCCUCGUGAUGCAUUUGGCUUGGCAUUCCUGAAAAUCUGAAAAAACGCAAAGUUGAGAAAAACAAAAUAUUUAAAAAAAAAUUAAAGUCUACUUAUUUAACAACAUUGGAUGCAUAUACCAUGUACAUAUACUAUUCAUAAUUGAAAAAACAAUACAAAAACACAGAUAUAUAUGAUAGAAAAUAAUAAAAGUCAUGUUUUUAAAAGCAACCCCUUGUCGUAAAUAACAUGAUUAUAUAAAAAAUUCUGGAAAAAUUGUCUAUCAUGUGAGUGUGAGGUAUUUAGAUAUAACACUAUCCCUCCUGAGUGAGCCAACUCCCAUCAUAGGACCAUCAUCAAUGUCUACUACCUCUGCAACUUAUCCUUGUNAAUGAAUAUAUUGAAAUAUUUUUUGUAUUACAAUUUUGUAUAUUUAGGCAUAAAGUAGCUUUCAAUUUGAUUCAUAAGCCUACGCUCAUUACAUUUUUAUAUGUCUGCGUAUAUCACUGUUUCGUAGUAGUAUUAGUACUAGUCACUAGUAAGUAGGCCUAGUUACUAGUUACUAGCCCUAGUGAUAAUGACACUGUAUUAUUAUACGAAACCUAGCUCAACCUUCACUCGAACGCCUAAAACUAGCUAAAACUAUUUAAUAUAAAUUAAAUUAUACAAUAAUUAAUUCAACUUACCUUUUCAAAGCAAAAAAAUAAGUUCAAAUUUGAAUUUAUUUGAAGACUGCAAAAGUAAAGUCGAUCGAUCGAUAAAAGGUUACGCCAACUGGACACAAUGAAUUUGGUAGACGGCCAUUGCAUUGUGGGAUAGAUUUCUGACUUGUUGAUGAAGUCUAAAAAUAGCUGACCAAUGACAAUAUCCGAUUUAUUGAAACUUUAAAUCUCGACCAAUAAGAACAUUUGUUCGAGCGAAAAUAUAGAGGCUUUGCCGAACAAAGAGCUCCCGCCAGCCUUAUUUCUGAACAUUUUAGUGGGCGAUACCAUUACCGAGUAGAGAGGCUAAGCUUUCCAUCGAUACCAAAUAUGACUAUAUUGCGUUGUAAUUAUAUUGUAAAAGCGAAGGGUGCGCCAGGGGGUCUAUGGGGCCUGAAUUUUGCCCCAGAAGUCAAAAUUUGCUCCUACCAUGCUACUUUAAAAUACAUUUUUAACAACUUUAAAUUAUUUUUUAAUGAAAAUGGUAAAAACCAAAAUGUUCCUUAGAUGUUUAUCUAGUAAAAUUCACCAUAAUCUCAUUUUUGAUAAAAAUUAUAUAAAUAUCGAUAUUUUCCCCCGUGGACCACCUUAAGCUGAAUGUUACUGACAAAUGUGUCUGCAUAUCAAUUGGCCUCUCUCAUUUAACACUUGAGUGAUAUUUAGUGUAAAAAAUAGCAUAAAAUACUCAAAUGGGGUGCUUAUGACUUAUUUAUAGGACUUAUGUUGUCUAAAAAUUCAGAGGGGUCAUCUCUGUCCAUUUGAGGACCCCUAAUACUAGUAAUACUAAACCAAGAGUUCACAACAUUAGCAUUACCCUCAAUUUGAAAGUCUUCAUUAAUUCCCUGGUUGUUUUCAGCAGUUUCAGUGUCAAAUUCACUGCUAGAAUAUCAAAAUUACUAAGCACAGUUUGAUCAGAGUCACUGUCAGACAUGUUCGAAAUUCACGAUGUAACUACACACACACACAAAAAUUCCUGCAAACAAAUACAUUGAGUUCACCUUCAACGAACGCCGCCAUUACAAUGCCGGGAUGUGCAGGAAUGCGUAUGAAUAAUUUUGAUUCGCUGGUACAACGCCAAGCCAGCCAAUCGUGAGGCUCGAUCUAUCAGGCCGACGGCUCGGACUUGACGUCUUUCUCGCUAGUGUACCUCGGGCCGAUAGAGAUCGGCCCUUACGUCUCCAGAGGGUUAAAAAAGAAGGGAUGGAGAGAAAUUUGUUAUUUCAACUACUUACCAAAAGAUAGGAGAGUAGGGAAAUGAGCAAAUUUUUUUUUUAAAAAUGGAAGAGAAAAAAAAAAGAAAUUUUACCUGGGUAUUGACCCUAAACCUAACCUGGGUAUUGACCCUAAACUGAACUCCCUAAAUUGAUCCCUAAACCUAACCUGAACCCUGAAUCUAUCCCUAAUUCAAACCCUAAAACGAGCUCUAAAGCCGCAUGUAAAAACACAUGGAAUUUACACACUGUGCAAGAAAACUAUGAAAAUGAACCAAAAAACAUUUUUAAAAAUUCUAUAAUAUUCAUCCUGAAAGUCCAAAAAUAACAUAUUUAUAUCUCGAAUGCUGUAAAAAUACCAUGCAAUUUUUUGUUGAAAUAUCUUCAUAAUAUUGCCAUUUAUUUUCGCAAAUGAACUGACUUCAAGUUUGGACCAUGUUAAAUUUCACAAGUACAGUAACUUUACUUUUCCAAUGACUGACUGUCAGACAGACUGAAUGGCAGAUUUCAAGUUAUAGGCCGAUUGAAAAGGGGAACUCUGUUCUUAAGGGGGUUAACUAUUUUCUAAAUUAUCAACAUUUUAACAUGUUUAAAGUUUUUAUAAUAUCCAUAUGGGCUUAGAUAAGCAAAAUUUCUUGGAAAAUUUAAUUAUUUUCAAAAAUUUUACUCCAGCGGAUUGGAAGUGUUUUAUAUAAAAGCCACAGCAGGUACAGGUCUCAAAUUUUGCUUUUAAUAAGCCAUAAGCCUACUAAAUAUGAUAACAUUGAGUCUUUGGGUAAAAAGAUAGCAGACUUUUUUUUUUUUUUUAAUUUCCAUUUGGUGCUUUUUUUUUUUUUUUUUGUUAUAAAAUUUUUUUUUUUUUUUAAUGUCCAUUUGGUGCUCUUUUUUUCUUUUUUGGUCACAAAAUUUUUUCUUUAAAAAUACCACUUUCAGUUAAAAUAAUUUUUUUUCAUGAUCAUUUUUAACCAAACUUGUUCUGUCACCGUAGACUUAAACCAUAUUUAAACAAGUAUACCCAAUUUUAAAACAAUUGAACUGGUAAAUCCAUAGAAAAAUGAAUAAUAACAUUCAGUAUCCUUAAAAAAAAAAUUUAUUUUGAGAAAAACAGAAAUUAAACUUUUCUUUGAAGAUAAGAAAAAUUUGUUCAUAAUAUAAGCAAAUAAAGUCCAUCUAAUUCAACAUAAAAAUUAUUUGGCAAAUUAAUAAGUAGGGGUGUGCCGGACCCCGGUCCGGAAUCCGGUUCCGCCGGAUUUUGCACUAUCCGGUGAAAUCCGGUUCCGCCGGAUUUACAUGUAUCCGGAACAACCGGAUUCCGGAAUCCGGAAUAUACCGGAUUUCGGAAUUUGCCAGAUUUUGUGACUCACCGGAUCAUAAUCUGAAAUAAAAGUAAUUCUCUUUCCCGAAUUUCACACGAUCACGAUACAUUAAUCGAUUGUUUUGAGCGUUGAGCUUGUUUAAUGUUUAAUAUUCCGUACAUACCAGAGGCUAGAGUCAGCACCGCUAAUAGUGGCCAAUAGUGUAGGGACUUUGAUAAGAAAAUGUAAACUUUUUGUAAAAAUAAACCAAUGGCAUAGUUGAAAAGAUGUAAUUUUUUAAAGAAUUAUAACACCAAAAUCAUAUUUUUAGCUGUUGUAGUUUUAAAGUUAUGAAUUUUUAAAGUACGACUUGGUUUGUCAUUUUUUAACAUGGACUGCAUCUCCACAUUCUGUGAUCUCAUUCCACCAAUCCCGUCAUGCGCAAUGACUAUAUAGUUUAUAUAAGGCAACGCAUUCCCUGCCUUAUCACUAAAAUACUGUUUAGACUUAGUUUAAACUUUCAACUUUGGCACAUGAAUAAUUAAUUAAAGCUUUCCCUGACCAAUGGUUUAAUAGUUUUUGCACACGGCAAACUCUUAUGAAUGAAACUCUGAGGUAGUACUACGAUACAGUUAUGCAAGUGGCUGUGAAUGGUUGCCAAUGACAACGUGUUGCACACGGUAAAUUCUGAUCAUUUAUAAUAUGGAUUCUACCGGGUUGUUAAAGCUCAAAUUAAAACAUUCCAGUUUAAAUGUCUUUAAAUGCAUUCUGAAACACAAGUUAUCAAUUAUUUUGAUGUAAAUAGUGAUAAUAAAUUAAUAUUUCCUAAGUAUCGUCAACUUCCGCCAUUAAAAAGGGGGGCGUGGCCAACCCCAUGGCGAAAUUAGGUUGAGCGAGCUGCAUAACCUGCUGCGAACGCGUAGAAACAUGGCGUCUCUCGUAAGACACUUAUCCAAAUGGAACGGAACUCAAAUAUAUAUCGAAAGUACAAAUUUAAUAAUAAAUAGACACACACAUCGGAAAAUUAAAAACUCUGAUUUUUUGGCGCCGAUUGCGAAUUCCCAUACACAAAAAGUAGUAGUCCACCUUGACAUACCGAAGUAUCUACCAAUAGUACCAAAAUCCGGAAUCCGGGAGAAACCGGUAUCCGGAUCCGGCGGAUUUCGCAUAAGAAAAUCCGGAUCCGGUUGGAAAAAACGGAUCCGGCACACCCCUAUUAAUAAGCAAAAAAUUGAUGUAAAGUUAUGGAAAAUAAAUUUUCAGUGACUAAUAAGCAACACCCACCCUGGAAAAAAAAAACCUUAUAAAAAGAUGAUCUUAAUAUGCAUAUCAAAAACAUUAUUACAACAUUAUUAUGACUUAAAUUCAAAAUAUGGUACACAAUCAAUAAAAAUUGGAUUAUAUACAUUUUAAAUUUAUAAAAAUACAGUAACAUAAAAAAUCAGCCCCUCCUGGUAUAUACUGCGCGCCCCCCCCCCCCCCCCCCCCCCCCCCCCCCCCCCCCCCCCCCCCGCUAUUUUUCUAACCCUCCUUCUCAAUGUUUCAUUAUUUUCCAAGGACUUCUGGGCUUUACAGAUACAAGUACUGUUCCUUUUUUUUUUUACCAAGAAGGUACGUUUGAAUACCUGCCUUCAAAUUUAUUAGGGUAAAAAAAUCUUGUGAGGCCUUCGAUCCCAUGUUGAACUCCCCAACACCAAUACAUACUGCAAUUUCCAGCCCCUGCCUACCAAUAAAAAGGUGCUUAGGACAACGACUCCAAAUCACAUAAUGGAUUGAUUCAUUAACAUUCUGCGUCUGGCCCUCAACACACCGCUGCAACAAGUCGUCCUGCGUCAUCUUUUCAAAUACCGGUUUGAUGUGCUCUGCAACUAAAGGACAUAGAUAAGUUGAGAGCAUCUUCUCAUGCGUCCCAAGUGGGAGACCUUUUGAUGCAGCUCUCUGGUAGAAGCACCAGGAAGCUGCACCAGUAGGACAGUCACUGUGAAGAGGUUUCUCGUCUGUGGAAAUACAGUGAUAAAAUGUGGCCCAUAUUGCUUUUCACAUUUGAGGAACAGUGGAGUUGGAGCACGUAACGAAGUGGAAAAUAUCAAAAGGUCACGCUUCCGCAAAGGAAAAUGGAGGACAUGGACCAAUGAAAAUGCAAAGAAUUGUUUCUAACUACGAAUUAGCCAAUCAUCUACCUUUGUGUACACGUGAUACACAGCAUAUUUACGUGAAUGGUUAUUUUUAGAUAAAUGAGUCAUCGGAAUGGCAUUCUUUGCGUGAUGUUUAGCUUUCCAACGAUACCAAAUAUGAUAAAAUCGAACAGAGUUUCGGCGCAAACGAGUGUUAAAAACUGCUAAUUUGGCGUCAGUUGUAAACAAAAACAUAGACCCCUCACCCCUUCAAAUCACAAUUAUUAUGUUAAAAUUAUAUAAUUUUAUAAUUUUAAUUUUACCAAAUGAUAAUAGAGACAUUAAUGUAACAGAAAAUCCAAGUUUUCAAGAAUCAAUAUUUUUGUCAAAUUUCGACUAUUUUGUGACCUGUGGAUCCCCUUAAAUCCAGCCCAUUGCCAGCAUUGAGCUUGACCAACACUAACUUCAAGUCUGUACCAGUCCUUUUGAGUUGCCCUAGACCAUUGGUCGGCAAAUGGCGGCUUGCCUUGCGGCUCUUUAGCGACAUGAGUGUUGCUCAGCCGUUUGGCCAAAAAAUGGUUUUGAGGCCGAAAACAUGGUUCUAGACAGGUUCUUAAAAAAGAAAAUUGACUCUCAAAAAUUUUGUAUUCGUCCUGCUGCUGAUUUUUGGCUCUUGUGACUAAUAAGUUUGCCGACCACUGCCUUAGACCCUUUCUCGUCCUUAUGAGACCAAACUUAUGAUUAUAUCCCCAAAAAACUAUUGAUUUUCAGACAUAAUACGUUGCAUUUUGAUUGAAAACCCCCACCCCCACUAAUUGACCAAAUAAACUAAUCUUUUGAGCUUGAAACUAAAUUUUUUAGAGCUGAAAAUACUCUAAAACUAACCUGGGGUGAACAGGUCUUCAAAUUGUUAAAUUUCCUGUUCAUAGCCCUGAAGCUAAAGAAGAAAUGCUGUAAUUUAAGCUGCAAUAUUGUUAAUUUGUAAUGAAAUGGUAAAAAUACAGUAAUAAAAUGUUAAGAGAUUUUUUUUUAUUACAUUCCAAUAUUUACCUAAAUUUACUAGCUGUUUUGAAAAUUCAAACGUACCUACUCUGAUAAAUUUGAAAAAUAACUUUAUUUCAAACUUACUUAGAUUGAAAUUAAGCAUUCAUUACUUUUUUUUUUUUUUACACAUUAAUUGUAAUGACCAAUGUUCUUUUAUUGCUUCAAUUAACAUUAUUCAAAUUCUUUUCUCAAUAGAUUUCUCAUCAUUAGUCAUUUGGAAAAUGCCUGAGCUUCAGCAUAUGGAUGUGGCAGUUGCCAACAGGUUUAUUUCUAGCCUCAGCAAGUCACUUCAGGCCUUAUGCCAUGGGUGUAUGGAAUUUGAUUCUGGCAUCGAAAUUGUAGGGUACAUCAAUGUCAAUAUUGAUAGUGGUAGCAAAGUAGACUAUGUCCUUAAUGAAAAGGUACUAAAAAGUACAACAAAUUCUAUGACAUUUGUGAGCAACAGCUUUCUUGCAAAAAAGGAUCAACCUAAACAGACUCGUGAUGGUGCCUGUUCACCCGUUUCAGACACAGGAUCACAGAAUCAAUAUCCAAGUCGUUUUAGAGGCUCAUUUCAUGGUUCAACUUCAUUUUCUCAGUCAUAUGUUUUAAGAGGUUCCCAAAAACGCUCAGUUGGAAUGGAAAGAGACUGGAGGUCUCCGAAAAAGCUUAGAGGUGCUAGACAUCAAUACCCUUCUGCUCAUGAAUCCUCUUCAUCUUCCACUGCAGGUUUACCUUUUUCACCGCUCCCCUCAGUUGAUGGCAACUUUAAAUCCCCACUGAAUCAGAGUACUGAAUUAACUAGUGAUGAUGGGCAAAUAAACAUUAAGAAAGAGAUUUUAGAUAGUGACAAUAAAUCAGAGUUUCCAAAUGAUCAAGAUCAAUUAGAGCAGAAUCAGGAUUUAUCGUCUAUUAAAAGAGAUCCUGAUGCGUCAAUGUUAGGUGAUAAUGAACCUCCUUCAUCAGAUGAACCUUCAGAUACAACUAACAAAGAAUUUAAAGGAACAUUUCUCCGGCCAUCAACAUCUGCAGACCAUCAGUUAGAAGAAGGCUCCUCUGAUGUUAAUAGUCCAACAGCAGAAAAACAAAGUUCUUCACUUUCCAAGUCAUCAGAAGCUUCUGCUUCAGUGAAACAGAGAGUGUCAAGUACAAGUCCUGUUGAUGACAGUGCUUUAUCAGAGGAUGCACCCGUAGAAAACAUUGCUUCUGGCUCAGAAGUGCCAGAAUAUGAUGAAGCCGGUGAAGAAGGAGCAUAUGAUCAGUCAGGUUAUUCAGAUCCAGGAGAGGGCUCUAGUGAUGCUGGUCAAUUUGAAGUAAUUGAAAUUGAUGAUGAAGAUGAAGACGUACAAGCUAUGUUUGCAGAAUCUCGUAAGUUAAUUUCUUUUUUUUUUCUUCUUAAUAUCGUGGCAUUGAUUACUUUAAAGAUUACUGUUCCUCUUUAAAAUUUUAAAAUUAUUUUGGAAAUGAACAGACUUCAAAUUUAGUAAUGUUUUGGAAUCACAGGUAAGAACAAAUGAGGGCAUUACAAAUCUUUAAGUAAUAGUGCCACGUCUUUGUUUAAUUGGUUUCUGGGGUUAUUUUACAAGAAUUCAGUGCUUCAUUGUGCAUCUGCUGCUACAACGUUUUCCCUGUUCAAAUUUACAACUGUUAACAUGUGUUAAGCUUUAAUAAAUUAAGUCUUUAAAAAAUUAAGUUUGGAAAGGCAACUCAGAUUUUAUUAUUUUGUACGUACUUGAGUCAAGGGAAUAACUCUGAAGUAUUUGUUUGUUUUGAUUAGGUAUUUAAAAUCAGUGAAACUGCAUUCAACUUUUAGUUUUUUAAAUUGGAACAAAAAAGUGGUUUGUGGUUGAAAAGUUUGAUGUGAGAAAUUACCAUGUUUGGACACAGUUUGAUAGUUUUUAAAUUGCUACAUAGACUAAUUUAAAAAAAAAAAAUUAGCAAUAAAUGACUUACCUUUUUUCAAUUUGGCAAAAACAAUUUUUUAGGCAAGCAAAACAUUAAAAAUUUAAAAAUUGUUUUAUUGCCAUAUCAGUAUCACUAUAAGUUAUAAAUAUUGCGGAUUCUCUAAUUUAAUUUGAUUGUUAGAACUUGCUGCUUCACAGCUUGUGCUGAAAAAUAUAUCCUUAUCACCCGCAGGCAUUGAACAAGGGUAUGGUCUCAUGUAUGUUAUGUUCUUUGUUGAGACCAUACCUGUUCUUUGAUAUAUAUUUUUUUAGUGAAGUAAACUAUUUUGAAUGACUAGUUACUGGUCAGUUUUAAAUUAAAUUAUUCAUUCGAUGUUACUUUUAACCUUGAAAUUUAAUAUUAUCAAUUAAUAAUUUUCUUGAGUUGCUUGAAUCUAGUUAGGGAUUUUGAGGAAUGACAACCAGCCGUUUCAACCAUCCCAAUCGCUAAAUAAAUUUGGGAACAACCGGGUAGACAUUCUCAAUGGGUACUAUUUACCUAAUCUGGAUAUGAAUGUAUUAUUUAUAUAUUAUUCAUGAUGACACUUACAGCAUGUAAUGCGUUUCACGUAUAAUUCCAUGUCUCCGUAUGAUGCUAUAUGUUAGUUAGGGGUGUGCCGGAAUCCGGUCCGGAAUCCGGUUCCGCCGGAUUUUGCACUAUCCGGUGAAAUCCGGUUCCGCCGGAUUUACAUGUAUCCGGAAUAUACCGGAUUUCGGAAUUUGUCAGAUUUUGUGACUCACCGGAUCAUAAUCUGAAAUAAAAGUAAUUCUCUUUCCCGAAUUCCACACGAUCACGAUACAUUAAUCGAUUGUUUCGAACGUUGAGCUUGUUUAAUGUUUAAUAUUCCGAACAUACCAGAGGCUAGAGUCAGCACCGCUAAUAGUGGCCAAUAGUGUAUGGACUUUGAUAAGAAAAUUUAAACUUUUUGUAAAAAUAAACCAAUGGCAUAGUUGAAAAGAUGUAAUUUUUUAAAGAAUUAUAACACCAAAAUCAUAUUUUUAGCUGUUGUAGUUUGAAAGUUAUGAAUUUUUAAAGUACGACUUGGUUUGUCAUUUUUUAACAUGGACUGCAUCUCCACAUUCUGUGAUCUCAUUCCGCCAAUCCCGUCAUGCGCAAUGACUAUAUAGUUUAUAUAAGGCAACGCAUUCCCUGCCUUAUCACUAAAAUACUGUUUAGACUUAGUUUAAACUUUCAACUUUGGCACAUGAAUAAUUAAUUAAAGCUUUCCCUGACCAAUGGUUUAAUAGUUUUUGCACACGGCAAACUCUUAUGAAUGAAACUCUGAGGUAGUACUACGAUACAGUUAUGCAAGUGGCUGUGAAUGGUUGCCAAUGACAACGUGUUGCACACGGUAAAUUCUGAUCAUUUAUAAUAUGGAUUCUACCGGGUUGUUAAAGCUCAAAUUAAAACAUUCCAGUUUAAAUGUCUUUAAAUGCAUUCUGAAACACAAGUUAUCAAUUAUUUUGAUGUAAAUAGUGAUAAUAAAUUAAUAUUUCCUAAGUAUCGUCAACUUCCGCCAUUAAAAAGGGGGGCGUGGCCAACCCCAUGGCGAAAUUAGGUUGAGCGAGCUGCAUGACCUGCUGCGAACGCGUAGAAACAUGGCGUCUCUCGUAAGACACUUAUCCAAAUGGAACGGAACUCAAAUAUAUAUCGAAAGUACUAAUUUAAUAAUAAAUAGACACACACAUCGGAAAAUUAAAAACUCUGAUUUUUUGGCGCCGAUUGCGAAUUCCCAUACACAAAAAGUAGUAGUCCACCUUGACUUACCGAAGUAUCUACCAAUAGUACCAAAAUCCGGAAUCCGGAUUAUUCCGGAAUCCGGAUCCGGCGGAUUUCGCAUAAGAAAAUCCGGAUCCGGUUGGAAAAAACGGAUCCGGCACACCCCUAAUGUUAGUCUAAUUAUAUAAUACCAGCAAUAUACAAUAAAUAUAUGGUCAUACCAAUACAUCUACGGUAACAUCUCUUCAAAGGAGUGCUUUUAGCAUUACUGGUGUUAUGCGCAGAUAACAGUGCUCACUCGAUCGUCGAAGGAUACAUAGACAUUAGUAAUUAGUAGCCCUAUAAUUUUAUAAUAAUAUAUUGUUACCUGUAAUGAAAAAUUUCUUUACCACUUCUAUUAACACUUUAUGUACGCCUAAUGCAUAGAAAUAGAAUAAUAAAAAAAUAAAUAAAAAAAAAAUAUCCCCAUAACUGUACAAUGAAAAAUAAUUUUAUAAGACUGUAAAGGCAUAAUAACUAUGCCAUGUAGGAUGAUAUUUAUUUUACUUCGUAAACUUCAUUCAUUUAAAUACAGGAAUCUAUAUUACUAAUAUUACAGCUAGCAAAAUUAACCGAAUAAUUAUGUAGGAUUACAUCUAAAUUGCUGUUAACAUCAACAUCUGAAUUCUUUCUUUUUUUUAAAUUGCCAUUGAUUGGAAAAAAAAACAACACUUGACAUCAGUGGGGCUUUAGACAAGCCGUUUUCAUUUUAAAAGUGAAUAAUCCAUUUGGGAUGUACAUGUGAGAAUUUGUGUGUAGCUAAUGUUAGAUCAUGUGGAUAUAAAGUCAGUGAUAAGUAGCUGACGUUUUUUUUUUCUUUCUGGGUUUUGGUGGAAAAUGAACUGCAAUCCGCCUAUUUAAACAUGCAGAUUUAUUGAAUAUCUCUAAAACUUUAACAUUCAAAUAAAAUUUGGAUCUGCAACGGAGUAAUAGUAGUAUUUGCAGAGGAGAAGAAAAAAGUGAUAUUCAGCCCUAUCAGAUUUCCGAUGUGAUUUCUAGUUGUUCCCUAUUAUAAAUUGUACAUUUUAGUUUUAAUGUUUCAAUAUUGCACAUAGCAUAAAAUUCCUGGAAUACCUUAUAACAAAUUUAUCAGGUCCAUUUAAAAAAUUAAAAACAAGAUAUAUCUCCCUUUUAUAUUUAUUAUAUACUAGCCAAUAUACCCGGCGUUUCCUGGGAUUGCAUUCUCAAAAUAAAAAAAAAUCCUCUACAGCCUUUUAGCUAACAUAAAAAUUAAGGGGUAUGUAAAAAAACUCAGGACAAAGAAAAAAAUUAAAAUGUUAUAUUUCUACAUAAAAAAGGAUCCCCUUCCCCAGUGAGAUCCCGUUCUGUUUUUAUACCCAGUCGAAUAUGAUCUGGAUCCCAUUUUCUAAUGGGCGCCCAUACCUUGAGAUUCCUGGGCUGGAUCUGUUACCUGUCAGGAUCUUGUUAACCGGGUGGAUCCCGUUCCCAUGUUAUAUCCUAUUAACCCUAUGGAUACUGUUAUCUGGCGGGAUCCCAUUCUCGCUUUUGAUCUCAUUCCCCUUUUGAUCUCAUUCCCCUGUAGGAUUUUGUUUGAUGAAAUACAUAUAAAGUUAUCCCUAAGAUAGGGGCCACCUUUGGCAAAGGUCCAUAUAUACACUUACAAGCUUAUACUGUAAUCUAUACCCUAAUUUUCGUUGUUUAUUGUGUAGGUCAUUCAUUAUAAGGUUUAAUUAAUUUCGAACUAGCAAUAAUCUUUAAAGGUAUAUUUAAUUUAUUCCAUUAAGUUAAGCGAAACUAUUGAAAGUUAUGGAACAUAAAGAAAGUAUGAAGAUAUUUAUAAUUUUAAAAUGGUUUUAGAAAUAAAUCAAAGCUUCUAAUAUAAUCUAGAAACUGAGAAACGUUAAAAGGUAACUCAGCAAUACUGAGAAAAUUCCUAAAAGGUUGUAGAAAUCUAUAGAACUAAAUUUAAGCUUUUAGAUCCUACUAUAUACCUGUGGAAAAAUAUAGAACUUACAGGAAAAUACUAGAUUUAAUACCCUUCUCGAAACAUGCAAAAAUGACUCGUCAACUUAAUUACUUUUCAAUGUGAUAAAAUCUAAAACAAAAUACUAUAAUUAUUUUUCUAUUUUUAACUUUCAUUAGGUGCCAUGUUCGUUGUGCCUAAGACAUGGGGACCUAACAAUAUCAUUCUCAUUCAAAUAAAUUAAAGAGUUCAAAUCAUUAAAAAGAUCAUUCAAAUAUAUGAUGGAGUUAAAAUUUAAAAGUUGUCCAAUAAAAAUUGGCUGACAUCUAGUCUUUGAAAUUAUCAAACUUUCUGGAAAUCUAGACCAUCCCUAAAUGGAGUGGAUAUUAUUAGGUUUACAUCUGAAAUUUCAUUGUGGACUUCUAAUGGUUUGACUUUGUUAUGAACAAGGGUAUGGGAUUGGAGGCAAUUUCUGCCCCCUCCUCAUUGUAGACACCCCAGCUACAGUGGGUUAUUCAAAUUGCCAGUAUUACUUACAGAGAACUAUACAAACUAUACUUCUCAAAGGGGAAUUUGUUUUUAAAAUGUCUUGCCAGAACUACAUCUGACACCCCUCCACUCACUUUCUUUUCAUAUUUCUAGGACAUGAUGGAAAAAUAAAAACCACACUAAUAAUAAUAAGCAAAAAUCAUGUUUCCUGUUAAAUGAUUAGUUGCUUCAGAAAAAAACUUGCAACUGAAUUUCUGAUUAUGCAUAAAUCUCCUUAUGUAAUGUUAUCUGUUUAUCAUGAGAUGCACAAUGAACAUACUGAAUUGGGAUAAUUUUAAUAAAACAGGAAAGGAUGUUCUGGUUUCAUUGAUAUAAUUUUAAAAACAAAUCGUAUAAACAUGCUAAAAAAUUUUUAAGUGCCCUCCUUAUCUUUAAAAAACUGUUAUUUACAUCAUUGUACUAUACAUUGAAAAUUGAUAUGUUGUCUUUUAGACCCUUAUACUUUUGCAAUCAAGCCUAUCAGUUAUUAGUUAUAUGCAACAUAUUCUUUCCUCAUUUUACAAGCAUUGCUCAAACCCAAUUAUCCUAACUAAAUUUUUUUGUAUGCACUUUUCUAGCCAUUCUUGUUUUUAAUAUAAAUGUGUUUAUAUACCUUUAGAGAAAAUUAAUUAAGUAUAUUUCAAUUUUUGGUUUUAUGAGGAUUGUAUCAUUGUAUUAAGUAUGCAUUUAUAGAAUAAAAACAUGACAUGCAUUAUUUUGUGUGUAAUCAAACCUGCUGAACCAGCAUCAGAUUUAAUGUUAAACUUGUACUUGAUUUGGAUGAUCUCUUCUAUUUGAAACUUGAUUUGUUUUAAUAAUUUUUUUAUCAUCAUUUUAUUUACAUCGUGUUAUUUUGCAUUAUUAAUUUUGUAUGCAUUAUUUUCCAUGCACUAAUCUUUAUCCUUUUAUACAUAUCAUUAAAAAUAACUAUUUCAAAUUUGUGUUGUGUGAGUAAAUAUAUUAAAAAUAUUUUUGUAAAAUGUCUAACAUGUAACAUGAACAUAGUGUUGCUUACUCAUCUUAUUUACAGCUGUUUGACUCUAUACAUGUUUAACAUGUUUUUUAAGUUAUCUGUGGGAUGAUAUGAACAUAGUUUAUUGUAAUUUUUUGUUGUAGAAACUAAUUGGUUUCAGCAUUCAGGCUUAUUUCAUGAACUUGACCUUUUAGAGCCUGUUUUGUGUCCUUUUAUUAGUAUUAUUUGAUUGUGAUAUGUUGUCACUUCAAGUUGGCAAUUGGGUGUAUCUAUAAUUUUCUUAUUUCAGAUAUUUCACAAGACUCAUUUGCUUCUUCUAAGCUUGUUGGCUCACAUCGUUUUGGCAAUCAUAAAAAGAAACCUUUUACUUUCAUGCCUCAACAUCAAUUAAAAGACAUGCCGUCCUCUUCAAAUUCUUCACAUUCCUUUACUGGGACAAGUGUCCAGAUCCCUUCAAAAGCAGAGUGUCCUUUUGAUCAAACAAUACAGCGUUAUAUUUGUCCCAUCUGUUAUCACAAGUAUUUAACAUACUCAUCACUUUGCAACCACAUGAAGUUCAAGCAUAUGGGAUUAUAUGAAGUAUAUUGUGAAAUAUGUGGAAAAGGCUUUCAGCGCAGAGUACAUUUGGAAGGACACAUGGCUAUGCAUGGAAAUCCUAUGAACUUUGAAUGUCUUAUCUGUGGAACUAAAUAUGCUCAUAAAACAUCAUUGCGUGCACAUGAAAAGCUAACACAUGGAAUAUUAUCAUAAAAUUAUGCUGUGUUUUUUCUUUAAAAGAAAUAUUUUGGUGUCUAUCAUACAGAAGCAUAAUUUACACACACACACAAAAUUGGGUCUUUUUCUUUCAAUGUAUUAAAAAUUAAAACUAUUUACAAUAGUAAAAGUCUUAAGAAAAGGAAGACCUGUGAAAAGUAGUAAAAUUAAUAUUCAUUUAUGAAUGUCUUGCUGUGCAAAUUCACAUAGCUAAAGCUUUUUCAAAACUAUUGUUUUCAAAACUUUAUUUCAGAGCAAUUUGUCAAUCAACAGCGUUCUACUGGAGCAACAGGGUCUGUUCCAUUCAUGGGUCGGACCUCGAGACAUAAUUUGUCUCUCAAAUCAAGGUUUUCCCAGGGGCUGGCCUUAGAUGAGUCUUAUCCAUCUUCCUCAUCAUUGGAUCAUUUAACUCUUCCAUCUGAUCAAUCAUCUUUUGAAUGCAAUGUUUGCAAUACUGUUUUUGAUAAUAGACUUUAUUACCAGAGGCAUAUGAAUAGCCUUCAUAGAGAGUCGAAGAGUUUGCCAUAUAUUUGUUCUCAUUGUCAUAAGGGUUUUUUCUCAAAAGUUGGAUUGCAUCAGCAUGAAGUACAGCAUACAGGACAGAUGUUUCAUUGCUCCUGGUGCAGCUCUAAAUUUACAUUUAAGAGGAACUUGAAUCGUCAUAUAGAAACUCAGCAUGGAACAAAACAUUGUCGAUACUGUGGUGUCAACUAUAACAUUCAAGGAAACUAUGCGCAUGACUGUACAAAUACAUAAAGUUGUACAUUUUAUUUGUUUAAAUUCACUCUGUGCAUUUAUAACCGUAAAUGCUGAUUUGUGUACAAUAAACCCUUUUCUCUCCGGUAAAAAAAAAAUCGUACUUCGUGGUGAAUCUUUAAGGAUAUUAUGCCCACUUUCAUUCUUUUUGUUUCAGAAGAGUAUUGCAGUCAAAUGAGAAGAAGACAGAUUCAGCAUCCUUCAGUCACAGAAGAAAUUCAUCCAAACCGUAGUCAUAUGUUUGUCUCUAACAAAUCUGAUAUGACAUCUUAUUCUGGUGCAGAAUCUCAGAUUCAACCAGAAAUGAGAUUGUCAAACUUUGACUCUAUGAAUACACCAGACACUGAUCAAUCAGCAUUCCUAAAAUUUGGAUGUCAGUAUUGCUUUAAACAGUUUGAUACAAAAAUGAUUUUAAACCGACACAUGAAAGACGAUCAUCAUGGACUACAAGCUACAUACCCAUAUAAUUGUACAGAGUGUGGCAAGGGCUUUUUCUCCUAUUCUGGACGAAAACACCAUAUGGAAAGUCAUUUCGUCAAAUCAGAGUGUUCUUUCUGUGGCCACACAUUUAAGUACAGCAGAAAUUUGAAGAGACAUAUUGAAAUUAAUCAUAACAUGAAAGAGUGUAGACAAUGCAAGAAUUAUGUAAGCAGAUAUGAUUUUGAAGCUCAUGUUCUCAUUUGUACAGGAGAGUGUCCGUAACAGAAGCAACAAGACAGAUUGAUAAAUUAUUUAGUGAAGCCAGUUCAUAAAUGGUCUUUUUAUCUUCACACAGUUUUACCUAAUAUCAAAUUAAUGCUUGAGUGUGUAACAAUUUUGAAAUAGGUUAUUAUGACAGAUUUCAAAUUCAAGCAUUUUGUUUGUUGCAGGUGUUAAUGGUAGUGAUCAUCAAAGAAAGCAUCUACAAAAACGACGCCCAUUCAACUCCACAUCACAAAUACUUCAUGGUCUUAGCCAUCAUUCACAGAACCCAGAGUUAUUCACUCAAAUCCCUUUUAGUGGUGAAUCUGGACAGUCCCUGCGCAACUCAGUGGACAUUUGUGCUAUAUGCAGAGUUGCACUUCCUUUUGGUAUUACUUACCAAUACCACUUUAAUGAAGUUCAUGCUAUUGAAUCUCCAGGUGGCCUCUUAAGUGGUAUUGAUCCUUUUGCUUGUAACAUUUGCUUCAAAGGAUUUGCAACUAAGGAGAGAUUACGGCAACACAGUUCAGUACAUGACACAACCAUUUACUCAUGUUACAUUUGUGAUGUGAAAUUCAAACAUAAGAAAAAUAUUGGACGACAUUUGGAGAGCACUCAUGGAUUAAAAAAAUGCAUGUAUUGCAUGGCCCUAUUUAAGAAGGGAGAAGAUUUUAACAAUCAUAUUUUGGGUUGUGAUAUAUCUAAAGAAAGUGGCAUUCAUUCAUAGUUUAUUUAAAUAGCUAAUGUCUACUUGUUUUUUAAUUUUUAACUGAUGUUAUAAUAUUGAUAAGUUAUAAAAAAAAUUCUUUGACACUUUUCUUCAUUAUUGUGAUAAAAUAUUUUAUUUCAUUGAUUGUCAUAAUUUUCAUGUACUAAAAUUAAUAAACAAGUCCAAGUAAUUAUUUGUUAUUGGAUAUUUUAAUGAAAGAGCAUGGGUCUUCUUCUCCAAAACGUGUUAAUUAAGUUUAAAAGUAAAUAUUGAUUUUUAUUAACGAUGAUAUUUAUUAUAACCUUUGCAAAUUUUAUUUUGAACUAGUUGCUACUCUUUGUCAUUUUUAAUUUCACAAGGCAUUUAAUUAGUCAUAAAUUUAGUUUGAUAUCCCCCUUUCACCCUACAUGCUUUAAAGAACAUUUUUUUUCACAGAAUCAUAUUUUUAGUUUCAAACAUUGGAACACGGCACAAUUUUACUAAAAGUGAAGGAACCUAAUGUUAGACUCAUAAUUCUUGUCACAAUUUAUUUAAGAGAAAUUUAACAAUAAUUUACUUUAGAAAGUGGUUUCAAUCAAGCAACUUUUAGAACAAUUUUUAAGUACAGAUAAUUUUAUGAUUAAGCAUUUUAAAUCAUGUUAUAUUUUGUAAAUGUAAAAGUAUUUAAAAAUGUAUGUAAAGCUUUUUGUAAAUAGAAGUGUCUUUUUAAAGGCUGAUGUAACUAUAAAUAUUUAAAUCUUGUCAGGAUAUGCUAAUGAAUAAAUAGUUUCAAAACUGUAAGAGUAUUUUCUAAAUUUUUUUCUUUGUUUUGCAUUGUUAUUUAACUGUUAUAUUGUAGAAGUCUAAUUCCAGUAUUUCAUAUAUCCUUGUAUGUUUGUGUAUGAUAACAUGAGCAGAAUAAUUGCAAUGCCUUCUAGCAUUGUGAGCAAUAAACGAACAUAUAAUCACUUUCUCUGUUUCAGGAAGAAGAUCUUCCUUCACAAGUCAAGCUCCUCCCCAACACUUUAAGAAUACAUUUGAUCAGCUUGGGCCUAAUAACUCAUUUGUGAAUUCCCAAGCAAACUAUUUUGGGUCACACCAUGACAGUGCAGCAAAUUUUGUCAGUACGGAUACUUUUAGAGGUUCUGAAUCCUCUGUUCAAUGCUCUUUUUGUGAAUGCAAACUUGACACUCGGGGGAUGUAUCAAAAACAUAUGAAUGAAUGUCAUAGAGAGAAAAAUGCUUUACCUUUUACUUGUUCAAUGUGUCAGAAAGGAUUUUUCUCAUUGACUGGAUUGCGACAUCAUAUAGAGGCACAUAAUGGUCGGCAGUUUGUCUGUGCUGUAUGUGAUGCCAGAUUUCAACACAAACACAAUUUAAAGCGCCAUGUAUUGGGUGUUCAUAGGCUACAAGAGUGUCCCAAUUGUACAGCAACAUUACCAGCUGGACCAGAAUAUAAUUUACACCUUUUACGCUGUGGAACAGAUGUAACAGAUAGAAAACUUUCACAAUGAGAAAGGAAUCCCUAUUCAUUUUACAAAGUUGAUAAAAAUGGAUGUGUUAAUUCAAAGUAUUCAUUGAUUGAUAUUCUGAUUUUGACAGUGUUUAUUUCAUUAAUUAAAAAAUCUUUAACCGCAUUCGUGGCUCUGCUUUGCAGUGUAGAAACUGCAACUUAACUGACAGAAAACAUUUGGUUUUCUUUUUUUCAGGCAUCAACAAGACUGGAAACAGAGGAAAGAUACAAAAUAUGGCUGUAUCAUGUUCAGGAAAUGAACUUCAUAUACCCUCUGACUAUAGCAGUAUCUUAGGGAGUGAUCAUUCAAGCAAUUACUAUAGCCCUAGUGCAUCAAACGACAUAAACUUAACACAGGACUGGGACACUGACCAAGAACCAAACAAGUGUCCUUACUGUUUGAUAACAACACAUACUCGUACACUUUUGCAAAGGCACAUGUCAACAAAUCAUAGCGAUCAGUUGCCUUUUUCCUGUUCACUCUGCUCUAGAGGCUUUUAUACUCAAUCUGGUCUCCAAAGGCACAUAAAAGAUCAUGGAGCUGCCUCCUUUUCCUGCAUGUUCUGUGAUUUACAAUUAAAACGAAAGCAAUAUCUUGUUAAACAUUUGAAAGUUGUCCACAAACUUUUUCCGUGUCUCUAUUGCUCAUCUACUUUUACUAUCCAGGAGGAGCUAAACCAGCAUCUUUUAAAUUGUGGAAAAAAGUUCUAACUUACAAGCAAUGGUUUUGAGAUAUUCUGAAACCAAACUUACUUUCUAACGAUGUGUAUUGCUUAUUUGCAUUUUUAAAAACAACCUUUUUUGAGCUAGUACAGAAUCUAUUCUGGAUCAUGUCAUGUUGUCAUCAGCCAUUUCUCAUCCUUUAGUGCUAAAGGUAUUACAUUGUGAAUUUCCAAACCUUACUUUUUUUUCAGGUGCAGGUUUAAAGCAUGUGUUUGACAGACCUCGCACAUCAACAUCCAGAAUAUCUCAUGAUUCAUUACCAAGUCAAGAUGGGAUAUUUCCCAAUAGUAAUUUGUUAGAGAAUAGCACUUGCACCUUUUGUGGACUUGUACUCUCAACACCUUUUCUUUUGAAACAGCAUAUGUCAUACAACCACAGUGAGCGUUUACCAUUUAGCUGUGCACUUUGUGGCAAAGGAUUUAUAAGCUAUUCUGGACUUCGUCAUCAUAAACGUACUCACUUGGGCUGGCUAUUCCCUUGUGAUUUUUGUGGAGCAAAGUUCAAGCACAAGCAUCAUAUGAAAGAUCAUGUAAAAAAGUUCCACUCUGAAUUUUUGAAUGGCUCAUCAUAGAUGAUUACAAAAAUAUGUUUCCUUAUCCUGCAGAGAUUUUUUUUUUUUUAUGUUAAAAAAAAAAAAAUAAAAAUGACUCUAAUGGAGCUAAUUUUUGAAUGGCUCAUCAUAGAUGAUUAAAAAAAUAUGUUUCCUUUUCCUGCAGAGAUUUUUUUUUUUUUAUGUUAAAAAAAAAAAAAUAAGAAUGUCUCUAAUGGAGCUGUGUGGAACAGUGAAGCUGUUUCCAACUUACUGAAGUAACUUUUCUUCAUUUCAGAGAUGAUCAACCCAGAUGCUAAAAGUUAUUUUCAUCAUGACAAUUUGCAAACCAGUCCUGGUCAUCAAGCAAGAUUUAUGGCUUACGCAGGCAAACUGAGCUCUCAUGAAACAUCAACAGAUUACUCAAACUUUUAUGUGUGCUCAUUCUGUAAGACACAACAUAAUACAUUGGCUUUGUACAAGCAACACUUAUCUCAUUACCAUGGUGAUAAGCUUCCUCUCAGUUGCUCCAUCUGUGGCAAAGGAUUCUUUUCUAAGUCAGCUCACUAUCACCACAAAAGAGCUCAUGAAGAGAGAAAAUUUGAAUGUCAUGUGUGCAGUUCCAAAUUUGUUAUGAAACAUCAUCUGAAAAUGCAUUUGAUUGGUGUUCAUAAACUAGUGGUUGAAAAUUUGUAAUGGGCCUUUUCUUUCAAAUAUUUGUGAUCUUUGUCUUAUACUGUUAAAAUUUUAACCCUUUUGAGUUUUGUUUUAUCUUGUGUGCUUUAUCAAGAGUACAGGUUAAAUGCAUUUACAGUGGUAAAGCUUAAUUUCACUGAUUGGGUUCCCACUAACUUUUUACACGGAUCAAGUGUGAGAAUGACACAGUGUUUAUUCUGUUUCAGGAGCAAAGUAUACAACGACCCAAAAUAAUCAUCCAGGGAGUAUGAGAGCCACUUCUUCAAGAACACUUUAUCCUCACUCAGGAGAUGAAUCAUCAACAUAUGAAACAUUUCCUUGUUCUGAUUCUUUAGAUUUGCCUAAUAUUUUACAAUGUCCUCACUGCUCAGAAACAUUCCUAGAAAAUUCAGCCCUUAAGGCGCAUCUCUCUCAGUAUCAUGGGCAAAAUAUGCCUUACACGUGUUCAUUAUGUGGAAAAGGUUACUAUAGUGCAUCAGGUCUCUAUCGCCAUAUUCGGGUCCACAAAGGAAAAAUGAUUAUGUGUCCAGUUUGCGAUUCUAAAUUUACUCAAAGUAGCACUCUGAAAAGACAUUUAAUACGGUCACAUGGCCUUAUUCCUUGUAUUUAUUGUAAGCUUAUUUUGAGACUGGGAACAGAAUACAAUCAGCAUAUCCAUCUAUGUUGCAAAGCUGUUCAAAAGGAUGUUAGUAGUCUAGACACAUCUUUAUCAUUGUCAUAAAACCUUUUAUGAUUUGCAAGUUAUCAACUUAAAAAUUUGUUAUAACCUUUAUGUUUUGAUAAAUUAAAUUUUGCAUAAUUAAUUGCUUGUUUCCAUGUACAAUGUGUCAGUCUUUAUUUUUUUAUUUUUUUUUUUAGUUAUUUAGAAUGAUAAUUUAUGAAAAUAUGUACUCAUUAAUAAAAGUUAAUUUUAGAAAACUGUAACCAAAUUGAGUCAAAUUGACACCCCCUUGUGCAACUAACACCGGGGCAGUGAUAAACCUUGAAAAAAACUUAUAUUGUUCACUAUAUUGUUUUUUCAGUAAAAAUAAAUUUGGGAGCAACAUUCACUUUCAAUUUAGCUAGAUAAAAAUUACUGUACCAUUCUGUUUCUUUUACUUUUGCUUAACAGCAUUAUUUUUAAAAUAGUGGUUUCUUAAAUGUGUUUUAACAAAAAUGACUGACAACCCCAAAUAAAGCUUUUUACCCGUUCUAACCAAGAGAUUAAGGUCCUGUUAUGGUUUAUGUACUAUGAAUGCUCUGAUGUAUCUUUUGGACUGUAUAAAUCUUUUGGAUUUCAUUUACAACUGUUGAGUUGUGGCACAUUCAAGUUUUAAAGAAGUGAGCGUGUAAUGAAAAAAUGACUUGGGUUUAUAAAGUGAAUCUUGAAUUAUUUUUUUUGUUUCAGAAAGGUCUCACAAAACUUCAAGAUGGAGAGGUGGAGAUAAUAUAAGACCCAUUAAUUUUCCUGGAAGUUCUAGGGGCACUGCAGUCCCAUUUAACAAUAUGGAAUCAACAAGGCUCAUUUCGAAUUUAGUAGAAGCAAACUUAUCUUUGCCAUCAAUUAUUUGUUGUCCUGUUUGCCAAGAGACAUUUUUGGAUAAUGGAAGCUUUAAAGCACAUAUGUCACAAUAUCAUGGAAAUGAGAUGCCUUUCCCUUGCUCACUGUGUGGGAAAGGCUAUGCAAGUUUUUCUGGCCUCUCCCUUCAUUUGCAAGUUCAUGAGGGAAAAUCUUUUCUCUGUCCUGUUUGUGACUCCAAAUUUACACAAAAUAGUACCAUGAAAAGACAUUUGAGGAUGGUGCAUAAAACAACACAGUGUCUGACAUGUCGAAACAUUUUUAAACUAGACUCGCAGGAAUAUCAACAACAUGUUCUUACUUGUGGUCGAUAAUUAUUUUUACAUAUGCCUCUGCUACCUAAUAAUUGUGUAACAAACUCCCUGAAAUGUAAUAACCUGAUGUUUUAGGAAAUUCCCUAAAUUGUUAAACAAGAAAUAAAACAAAAUUGUGAAUUAUUAACAAUU
Molecule: messenger RNA, 24807 nt
Organism: Lymnaea stagnalis (great pond snail)
Lineage: Eukaryota; Metazoa; Mollusca; Gastropoda; Lymnaeidae
Source: the annotation of a GenBank genome assembly